UAUAUAUAUACUGAUAUGAAAAAAUAAAGCAUUGUAGCAUAAGGUUACAACAUGACAAUGGUUUAAAAAAGAAGAAGAAGGGGUGUGAAUACUUUCGCAAGACACUGUAUUUUUGAGGUUUUCUGUCAUAUGAUGGUUUGCGUGAUGAACAGACUGAAAUAUAAGUCACUGUAAAUCUACUGCAGCUCUCAAAUCUCAUUGGUUCUAGUCUGUCACAUGACAUAUUUAAAUACAGAAUAUUUAAAUACACAUGGCCACGCAUGAGAUUUUGGAGAUACACUGGAAGAGAAGAUUCUGAAGCAACAUGAGGGUGACUAAAUCUUGACAGAAGUGUCUUUUCCUGUAGAAUUAUGAUUCCUCAGGGUUUGGUGCAGCUUUUGAAUAAAGUACUGAUCUAACCAUGUGUUUGAGGUCUGAUUUUGAUUGUUCGUGUGAGCUGGAGGAGGAUAUUAGUGGACAUGUGUGUGCUGUGUGUUUGAACGUGAGUGUGAAUGGAAGAUUAUUGAGUGCUGCUCAUGAUCGGGGCGUGUGAAACGCUGAACGUCACAUCACACCCACCUGAGAGAAAGAGAGAGAAGAGACGGACAUCAGAGAAACCUGCAGACACGACAGAAACAAAGACGCGUACAGCAACCGAAUACAAAGAGCUGCAGGCAAGUGCUCGGAGCUGCAUGGAUACAGCGGAGAACAUCAGAGGAACAUCGAGUUAUUUUACCACAGUCCUGAGUUGGAUCAUGGGUAUGUUUAGGACUUGUUACAGAAGGACUUGUCAGUCUGAUGCUCCGUGUUCAUUUGGUGCUGUGAUGUUUGAAGAAGCUUCUCUGUCAGUUUUCUGCCGUAAAACUAAACGUUCCAAAAGGUGUUUUUCACAGCAAUUCCACUGAGGACCAUUUUGGGAACUUUUCAGUAAACGGUUCUUUUUAUUUUUUUAUUUGAAGAAUUAUCUAAAGAUCCUUUUUUCCACUAUAAAGUACAUUUGGAGAAGUUCCAUGGAUGUUAAAGGUUCUUCAUGGAACCAUCAAUGCCAAUAAAGAAGUGAAAGAAGAGCUCAGUUUUACGGGAAACGUUUUAAUUAAUUUCUUCCAGAUCCUCGCCUAACAACAGUGAUGCCAGAAAAGAAUGAUUUUGGGAAGCUUUCAGUGAUCAGUUCUUAAAAGAACCACUUUUUUCUUCACGUGAAGAACAUUUAAUAACCUUUUUCCACUAUAAAGAACCUUUUGUGCAAUGGAGAAGUUCCAUGGAUGUUAAAGGUUCUUCUUUGGACAACUGAAACCAACACAGCUCUGUGUUAUAGGAAACAUUUGAAUUUAUAUAUUUCUCCCAGAUCUUCUUACGAUGAGUAACUCGCCCAACGGCAGCACCGUAGCCGGAAGUGCCGGAGUAGUUUGGGUCACUCCGCUCCUGGGGGCCACCCUUGUCACCAUGUGUGUUUUGGGCGUGACGGGAAACCUGUACACCCUCGCCAUCAUGCGCUCGGCUACGUUACGGCGCGCCGGCUCUAUGUACGUCUUUAUUCUUAACCUGGCGGCGGCAGAUCUGCUCUAUCUGGGCACCAUCCCAUUCGUGGUCUGCACCUACUUCGCCCACGACUGGUUCUUUGGGGAAAUGGGCUGCAGGUUGCUGUUGAGUCUGGAUCUGCUCACCAUGCAUGCCAGUGUGUUUGUGCUGGUGGCCAUGAGUCUGGAGCGCUACCGUGCCGUGGCCGCUCCAUUCCGAGCCCGUCGCUCGACCACACGUAAUCACUGGCUGAUGGCGUUGGGAAUCUGGGCGGCAGCGUUUGUGUUGACGCUCCCCAUGAUGGUGAUGAUCCGUCUCCGUGAGGGACGUCCCAGUACGGUAGGCCUCGUCAAACGCAUCUGCUUCCCAACAUGGACACCGGAGGCUUUCAAGGCGUAUCUGACCGCGCUCUUCUUCACCAGCAUGCUCCUGCCCGGCCUGCUGAUGGUGGGACUCUACACGGGUCUCGCCCGGCAUUACUGGGCUGCCCAGGCUAACCUGACUCACGGAUCCUCGUCGUCCGCUCGCAGGCGCCGACUGAAGCACAAGGUGGUGGGAAUGAUCUUCUGCAUUGUGGUGGCGUACUGGGCGUGUUUCCUGCCGUUCUGGGGUUGGCAGAUGGCAAAGCUCUUCUCGUCCGAGUCGCUCCGCUCGUUGUCGGCCGCUGCUCACACCUACGUCAACUUCUUCGUCACCUGCCUGACGUACGGAAACAGCUGCGUCAAUCCACUGCUCUAUACACUGCUGACACGCAACUACCAGGACUACCUGGCCCAGAGAAGUCAGUCAUCAGGGGCGAGUCGAGGGGACCAGGGGUCAGCCGCAGGGGUCAACGUGAUCCAAGAUCAAACAGGAUGAGUUCAGGAGAGAGUUACAAAUUCUGGGUCCAGUUGCGUAAACAUAGCCACUAUGCUAAGACCGUGUCUCUGGGACUCUCUGGUCACUUUUGACCAAAAAACGUUACAUUUUGAAUUUUUACAAUUUUUUGCUUCAUUGGAAUGUGAUGACACUUGGUGACUUUUGUCGCAUAAGCUAUGUAAACAUGCAAAAAACAAAACAAACAAAACAAAACAAAACAAAAAACAAAAACAAAAACAAAAUAAUGGACAUGAUAUGCAUAUGUUACUUGAUACUUGAUAUCUUCAUGGUCAAAAAUGACCGACAUAGGAAGCAAAUGGGGAUGAAACUGAAACUUGGUUACUGCUGUAUGUGAACCCAUAAAAAUGAAUCAAUAAAUGUAAGGUUGGACAUGAUUCAGAUGUGUUAAUGGGUCGAAAAAUAAAAAAUAAUACUAGGUACCGUCAUUCUCAAAAAAUUCCCGACAUAGGAAAAGAAUGGGAAAUAUGCUUAUAAAAAUUGUAUUAAUAUUAUAUCAUAAAA
Messenger RNA from Cyprinus carpio (common carp), 2877 nucleotides. RefSeq names its product urotensin-2 receptor. Gene Ontology annotation, cellular component: membrane. Gene Ontology annotation, molecular function: urotensin II receptor activity. NCBI's taxonomy places the organism in Eukaryota, Metazoa, Chordata, Actinopteri, Cypriniformes, Cyprinidae. Gene Ontology annotation, biological process: neuropeptide signaling pathway; blood vessel diameter maintenance; regulation of blood pressure. The record is from RefSeq and is a predicted model, not a curated record.